Molecule: messenger RNA, 668 nt
Organism: Drosophila elegans
Lineage: Eukaryota; Metazoa; Arthropoda; Insecta; Diptera; Drosophilidae
Gene: CheA75a
Exons: 2
Coding region: 1-555 (184 amino acids)
Source: RefSeq, a predicted model, not a curated record
AUGAAGUGGGCUAUAAUAGUUUUACUUCUCCACUUGCUGCACAAUAUAAGGUGCGAGCAAUCUUAUGUGGUGACCAAUGAGAAACUGGAACCUUUUGAGGGCGAUUCAGAGACCUUGGUGAUCUUCGAUGGACUAAAAACUGUUGGCCGGGAGAGAGCUCUCAAUGGGUCCUUUAAAUUCCUUGGUGACAUGAGCAAUGAUGACUUUAAGGUUUCGGUGGAACUUUAUUCCAGUCCCAAUGGGGAUGGAGAUUUUAAGAGAAUGGUUAUGGAUGUGCCUCAAACGAGCAUUUGCGAGUGCUUCAAAAAGUUCUAUGUCCAGUUCGUGCAACCUUCUGUUAAAACUGGCGAUACCACAAAUUUCCCAAUUGUCGAUGACGAUUUUUGUCCCGUUCCCGAAGGCGAUUUCUACAUCAAAAAUAUCCUUUUUAACACGCAAGAUUGGCCGUCGCAAGUUCCUCGAGGAAUUGUUAAGGCCAUUAUCACAUUCUUCAGUGAUGGCAAAAAUGUUGGUGGUCUCAUAGUGGUCGUCAAAAUUGAGGAUCGACAAAGUUAGAGUAUAAAAUUAUUUGAAAAAUUUGGUGGGAGAAGAUCUUUUUAAUUGGUAUGUUAUGAUUGUGUUAAAAUUUAUUAUGUGAUAUUAUAAAAUAAAUGUCUUUGAACGCGAAA